GUGACCGAAGAAAAUGCUGAAGUGCCAAGCAGCUAGUCUUGCCGGAGGACGUGUGCGGGGGCUUGGGGUGUCUCGGAGCAACGCCUGUGUCACCAUUGCUAGGAAGAUGGUCCAGGAGUGCUCUGCUGUGUGAGUCCCCGCUCGAAGCCGGUGGAGACUGCGGUUGUUAUUGAUCAAGUGAAAUAGACGCCGAAAUAAAAGCCACUAGAAAUGAUGUGUGAAGUGAUGCCAACGAUAAAUGAGGACACCCCGAUGAGUCAACGGGGGUCCCAAAGCAGCGGCUCGGACUCGGAUUCUCACUUUGAGCAGCUGAUGGUGAACAUGCUGGAUGAAAGGGACCGUCUCCUUGAUACUCUUCGGGAGACACAGGAAAGCUUGUCACUUGCACAGCAACGCCUACAGGAUGUCAUCUAUGACAGAGAUUCCCUCCAGCGACAGCUUAAUUCAGCGUUGCCUCAGAUGACGGUUGCUGCUGGUACGAGCAUUGAGAAUAACAUUCAAAGGACCAUAUCCUGCCCUAAUGAAUUUGCUGCACUGACGAAAGAAUUAAAUGCAUGCAGGGAACAGCUGCUUGAAAAAGAGGAGGAGAUUUCAGAACUGAAAGCUGAAAGAAACAAUACAAGACUGUUACUGGAACAUUUGGAGUGCCUUGUCUCAAGACACGAAAGGUCACUGAGGAUGACAGUGGUGAAGCGGCAAGCACAGUCUCCCUCAGGAGUUUCCAGUGAAGUUGAGGUCCUCAAAGCUCUGAAAUCUCUGUUUGAGCACCACAAGGCUUUGGAUGAAAAGGUAAGGGAACGACUGAGGGUUUCUUUAGAAAGAGUCUCUGCACUGGAAGAAGAACUAGCUGCUGCUAACCAGGAGAUUGUAGCUUUGCGUGAACAAAAUGCACACAUUCAAAGGAAAAUGGCAGCUGGUGAAGGGCCUGCUGAAUCAGAGCAUAUUGAAGGAAUGGAGGCAGGGCAAAAGGCUCAUGAAAAGCGCCUAUCAAAUGGCUCCAUAGACUCCAAUGAUGAAGCUAGUCAAGUUGUUGAACUUCAGGAACUACUGGAAAAGCAAAACUAUGAAAUGGCACAAAUGAAGGAACGUUUGGCCGCACUAUCUUCCCGUGUGGGAGAGGUGGAGCAGGAGGCAGAGACUGCCAGAAAGGAACUCAUUAAAACAGAGGAAAUGAACAGUAAAUAUCAGAGAGACAUUAGAGAGGCAAUGGCACAAAAGGAAGAUAUGGAAGAAAGAAUAACUACUCUGGAGAAGCGCUACCUCAGUGCUCAGAGAGAAUCCACCUCCAUACAUGACAUGAAUGAUAAGCUAGAAAAUGAACUGGCAAACAAGGAAGCCAUCCUCCGUCAGUUGGAAGACAAAAACAGACAGCUGCAAGAGCGUCUAGAGCUGGCUGAGCAGAAGCUGCAGCAGACAAUGAGGAAGGCUGAAACCUUACCCGAAGUGGAGGCUGAACUAGCACAGAGAAUUGCAGCUCUGACUAAGGCAGAAGAAAGACAUGGAAAUAUUGAGGAACGUAUGAGACACUUAGAAGCUCAACUUGAAGAGAAGAAUCAGGAACUUCAAAGAGCAAGGCAAAGAGAAAAAAUGAAUGAGGAGCACAACAAAAGAUUAUCAGAUACCGUAGACAGACUUUUGACAGAAUCCAAUGAGCGUCUGCAGUUACACUUAAAAGAAAGAAUGGCAGCACUUGAAGAAAAGAAUGUUUUGAUUCAAGAAUCUGAAAGUUUCAGGAAAAAUCUGGAAGAGUCUUUACAUGACAAGGAAAGACUUGCUGAAGAAAUUGAGAAACUGAGAUCUGAACUGGAUCAAAUGAAAUUGAGGGCUGGUUCUUUAAUUGAACCCACCUUGUCAAGGCCUCACCUUGACUCGUCAGCAGAGCUGAGGUACUCUGUGGGCUCACUGGUUGAUAGCCAGUCUGACUAUCGGUCAACAAAAGUGAUAAGGCGACCUAGAAGAGGCCGGAUGGGAGUUCGCAGAGAUGAACCAAAGGUAAAAUCACUUGGAGAUCACGAGUGGAACAGAAGCCAGCAAAUUGGUGUUUUGAGCAGUCAUCCAUUUGAAAGUGACACUGAAAUGUCUGACAUCGAUGAUGAUGAUAGAGAAACACUUUUCAGCUCCAUGGACCUCUUGUCACCCAGCGGCCAUUCUGAUGCCCAGACUCUGGCUAUGAUGCUUCAGGAGCAGCUAGAUGCAAUUAAUAAAGAAAUCAGGUUAAUCCAAGAAGAGAAAGAGUCGACAGAACUGCGUGCAGAAGAGAUAGAGAACAGAGUGGCCAGCGUGAGUCUGGAAGGCUUAAAUCUGGCCAGAGUCCACCAAGGAACCUCCAUUACUGGGUCAGUGACAGCAUCGUCACUUGCAAGCUCAUCUCCUCCCAGCGGACACUCAACUCCUAAGCUCACCCCUCGCAGUCCAGCCAGGGAGAUGGACAGAAUGGGAGUUAUGACGCUGCCAAGUGACCUAAGGAAACAUCGGAGAAAGAUCGCAGUAGUUGAAGAAGAUGGGCGUGAAGAUAAAGCCACAAUCAAAUGUGAAACUUCUCCUCCUCCAACACCCAGAACUAUCAGAAUGACUCAUACCCUUCCUUCUUCAUACCACAACGAUGCCAGAAGUAGCUUGCCUGCUUCAUUGGAGCAAGAAAGCAUUGGUCUUGGCAGUGUCAAUAGCAGCCAGGACUCCCUGCACAAAGCUCCCAAGAAGAAAGGAAUCAAGUCUUCAAUAGGACGCUUGUUCGGUAAAAAAGAGAAGGCUCGUCUUGGACAGCUCAGAGGCUACAUGGAAACAGAGGCAGCAGCUCAGGAAUCUCUGGGAUUAGGAAAACUUGGAACCCAAGCAGAAAAGGACCGAAGACUAAAGAAAAAACAUGAACUUCUGGAAGAAGCUCGGAGAAAAGGUUUGCCUUUUGCACAGUGGGAUGGGCCAACGGUGGUUGCCUGGCUGGAGCUCUGGCUAGGCAUGCCAGCCUGGUAUGUUGCUGCCUGCCGUGCCAAUGUGAAGAGUGGAGCUAUUAUGUCUGCUCUGUCUGAUACUGAGAUCCAAAGAGAAAUUGGAAUCAGCAAUCCUCUUCAUCGCUUAAAGCUCCGAUUAGCAAUCCAGGAGAUGGUAUCACUGACAAGUCCAUCAGCACCUCCAACAUCCAGAACACCCUCGGGCAAUGUUUGGGUGACCCAUGAAGAAAUGGAAAACCUUGCUGCUCCAGCUAAAAUGAAAGAAUCUGAAGAAGGCAGCUGGGCUCAGACCCUGGCUUAUGGUGAUAUGAACCAUGAGUGGAUAGGUAACGAAUGGCUCCCCAGUCUGGGUUUACCUCAGUACCGAAGUUAUUUCAUGGAAUGCCUGGUAGAUGCAAGGAUGUUAGACCAUCUGACAAAGAAAGAUCUGCGUGUGCACUUAAAAAUGGUGGAUAGCUUUCAUCGAACAAGCUUGCAAUAUGGAAUCAUGUGUUUAAAGAGGUUGAAUUAUGAUAGAAAAGAACUGGAAAAGCGAAGAGAAAUGAGUCAGCAUGAAAUAAAAGAUGUGCUGGUGUGGAGCAAUGAUCGAGUCAUACGCUGGCUCCAAGCUAUUGGCCUCCGAGAAUAUGCAAAUAAUAUUCUAGAAAGUGGUGUACAUGGUUCACUUAUAGCACUGGAUGAAAACUUUGAUUACAGCAGUUUAGCAUUAUUAUUACAGAUUCCAACACAAAACACCCAGGCACGUCAGAUCCUUGAGAGAGAAUACAACAACCUUUUAGCACUAGGAACUGAAAGACGACUUGAGGAAAGUGAUGACAAGAACUUCAGACGUGGCCCCUCCUGGCGACGACAGUUUCCUCCACGAGAGGUUCAUGGGAUCAGCAUGAUGCCGGGCUCCUCGGAAACGCUGCCAGCUGGGUUCAGAUUAACCACAACAUCAGGGCAGUCACGAAAAAUGACAACUGACGUUGCUUCAUCACGACUGCAGAGGUUAGACAGCUCAACAGUUCGCACAUACUCAUGCUGACAAGGCCUAGCAAAGAAGCCAGCACUGAAUUGUUAUGUCAUCUCUUACUUCUACUUUACCUGAAGUGCACUACCACUGCUUAGGAAAAAGAGCAUUAAAACUCUGCAAGAACAGGGUAAUAGGGAAGAGAACACAUAAGGUUUAUCGAAAGAUAUGAUAGUCCUUUCAUGUACUGAUUAGUUUAAAAUAAGAAUUACUACAAAAAAUAAAAGAAAAACAAAACAACCUCCCCGUUUCCUCUCAGCAUCUCUGUCAUCAGAAGUUUGGCAGUAGUGCACAUCCAAAGCUUUUAUCAAAUGAAGGCACUCAUUUUUACAUUGUUCCAUCUGUUUUAUUGUAAAAUACUAAGACAUUUACGUAUUUACUGUGUAUGUAUUUCUUUUAAAAUGUGUAAGUCUUAUGUAAAUGGAUAUAAAUAUGAUUUUUUAAAAAUAAAAUCUAUGGUACAUGGGGUCUCAGUGCAAACACUUGACAAUACAGUGUCAAUAAUACUGUUUGUAUCUUUCCAUUCCACCAUUUUUACAGUUUUUGGAUUGUAACAGUCAAAUGAAUAUGUUUAGCAGAGUUAGAAGCUUCAACAUGUUCUUACUGAGAAAAUCUGUCAAUAUUUAUAGCUGAACAUCUGCCUCUGAUGAUGUAUAACAGAAUAACGUAACCUGGAACUGGAGCCAAAAUGGACCUCUAAAAACAAAAUGGAAGUGUUAGAUCUCUGCAGAGAAGAAUCAUUCACUUUAAGACGCUUACAUCUUAAAAACUAACAAAUAAACCUGGAAGAACUGUUUACAAAAAAAAAGGAAAAAAACAAAAACAAAACACCCCACAAAAAAAGGCAAUUUAAUAAAACAUGAUUUAUACAAAAAAACAAAAACUUUCUUCUAUGUUACCUGCGGACCAAGAAGAGUCUUGCUUUACCAGGAGCCACCUUUUUGUUCCAGGAUCUUCAGACACCAGCCAGCAUUGGAAAAUUAAAGUUAAUAUUUGCAUAGAAUCAGAUUCUCACUUCCAGAUAUAUUCAACAAAGAAAAAGAAAGAAAAGAGAAGCCAAACCCCACCAUUUCUUCAUUAUAACAGGGCAUUAGACAGGCUCCUGUCUAAUGUUAUGCUUUUAGCCAAGAUGGCCUUGCUGAGACUUCACAGAAGUCAGUUUUAUCAGAGGAAAUAACUGAAAGACAGAGUGAUUAAUAUAGUGUAUAAAAGUUUAGAAGAGCAACUAUUACCUGCUGUGGCUUUAUUUGGUGGUGUUAUUGUCGUUUAUUCUUUGUUUAAAUGGGAAGUUUCAAAGUAAGACCUACUUAAUAGUCAUUUACCUAUUUACUAUUUUUCUUCUGCUUGAUCUUAGCUCAAGACCUGUCUUUUAGUUAUUUCUUUUAGCAGUUUGAUCUGCAGUGUUUGCACGUACAUAAACAUUUGUUUUGUCUAUUUUCAUUUGGCAAACUUCAGUCAAUCAGAUGGUGAAAGAUUUUGCUCCCCCAAUGUCAAUAAAAAAAGAAUUCAGUGCUA
Messenger RNA from Melopsittacus undulatus (budgerigar), 5475 nucleotides. RefSeq names its product PTPRF interacting protein alpha 2 (gene PPFIA2). Gene Ontology annotation, molecular function: protein binding. Gene Ontology annotation, cellular component: presynaptic active zone. The transcript has 32 exons. Gene Ontology annotation, biological process: synapse organization. The coding region runs from base 211 to 3975 and encodes 1254 amino acids. The record is from RefSeq and is a predicted model, not a curated record. Lineage: Eukaryota; Metazoa; Chordata; Aves; Psittaciformes; Psittaculidae.